Molecule: messenger RNA, 528 nt
Organism: Cyphellophora europaea CBS 101466
Lineage: Eukaryota; Fungi; Ascomycota; Eurotiomycetes; Chaetothyriales; Cyphellophoraceae
Exons: 1
Coding region: 1-528 (175 amino acids)
Source: RefSeq, a predicted model, not a curated record
AUGGCCGCAUCUGAGUCCUCUACCGCCAAUAAACGUGCUUCCAUCACGUCGAUAUCCACAAUUGCCAGUAACGCGAGCAUUUCUUCAACAGCAUCAAAGCCAGCAUUGCCCCGUCGAGAGUCUUCGGUCCAACUCGUGCCGCACUCCCACUCACCUACCUAUUUCGACCAGCCUCUGACACCCUCGGAACAAAGGCUCGUGGCCGAAACCGAAAGCCGAUUUGACGACUUGGACCUAUCAUCGAAAGACUUCGACUUUGAUGACGUCUUCACCUUCGACCGGCCUCAACGCAAGAUCCCACGCGUCGUCGAGGUCAGCUCCUCUUCCCGGGAACAACGGCAUCCCGGCCAAAGAGAUUGGAGUUACUUCAGCUUCAGCCACUAUGGCGCGGCCGCGAAUCCGAGGGCCAGGGCUGCCAACCCGUACAAACCCAAGCCUGGCAUGGCCGGCAUGCAGAGAGAGCUGGGUCUGGGUAUCGGAGCCGCGUACCUGCGGAACCAGCAGUUGCUGCACAAGGAAAGGAGGUAG